CCAGCGAGCGGGCGGCGAGCAGCGCAGAGCGCGCGGGGCAGCGCGGAGGGAGCGCAGCGUGCGGCGGUCGGAGCCGGAGCCGAGAGGCCGGAGCGGCGCCGCCCCCGCUGUCCCUGCGAGGCCCCGGCCGGGAGCCCGACGAGGGAGCUGGCGGCAUGGCCCGGCGGCCCGGGGCGCGGGGGCGCUAGGUCCCGGGCGGGUGCCCCGUACCUCGCCGCCGCCACCGCGCGCCGCACCGCGCGCCCGGCCCGCUCCGGCCGCCCCAGGGGCCACCGGCGGCCCAUGAGCCCCGGCCUCAAAGUUUGCGGCGGGCGGGCGGGCGCGGAGCCUCCAAGAUGCCGUUCCACCCGGUGACGGCGGCGUUGAUGUACCGGGGCAUCUACACCGUGCCCAACCUGCUGUCGGAGCAGCGCCCGGUGGAUAUUCCAGAGGACGAGCUGGAGGAGAUCCGAGAGGCCUUCAAGGUGUUUGACCGCGAUGGCAAUGGCUUCAUCUCUAAGCAGGAGCUGGGGACAGCCAUGCGCUCCUUGGGUUACAUGCCCAACGAGGUGGAGCUGGAGGUUAUCAUCCAGCGGCUGGACAUGGAUGGUGAUGGCCAAGUGGACUUCGAGGAGUUUGUAACACUCCUGGGACCCAAGCUUUCCACCUCGGGGAUCCCAGAGAAGUUCCACGGUACUGACUUUGACACUGUCUUCUGGAAGUGUGACAUGCAGAAGCUGACAGUGGACGAGCUGAAGCGACUCCUCUAUGACACCUUCUGCGAGCAUCUGUCCAUGAAGGACAUCGAGAACAUCAUCAUGACCGAGGAGGAGAGCCACCUGGGCACCACCGAGGAGUGUCCUGUGGACGUGGAGACCUGUUCCAACCAGCAGAUCCGCCAGACGUGUGUGCGCAAGAGCCUGAUCUGCGCCUUCGCCAUCGCCUUCAUCAUCAGUGUCAUGCUCAUUGCAGCCAACCAGGUGCUGCGCAGCGGCAUGAAAUAGGCACUAACGGGUGCCCGCCUGGCACACUCCACACCCACUGCUGCCUGCAGCCUUUCCCCUCAGCUUACUCUUUGGGCCACCACCCACAGGCACUUUGAGCCUGGACACUGACCACCCCAAUCCUAGCCCUAUACCCUGCCUGUGCCCCUACCUGGCCUGUCUGUAGCGUUAACUUCCCACCACCCAGGAGCUCCUGGGAAAGGAGGGGCUUUACAGGAGUCCCUAGGAUCCAGUUCCUGCUGUCAUCUUUUAGGCAGGCGAGAAACUCAUGUCCAGAGCUGUGGGUGGGGUGGAGGUGGGCACAAGGCUGGGGCUCCUGGGUCCCUUCCUCUGAUCCUCCUUAGACUCAAAGCCAGUCCUCCCACCCACCUUCUGGGGCCUGUGUCUGUCCAUUUCAGAGGUGAGGAGCCUGAGGCUGGGGGCUAAGAUCUGGCUUCAGAUUCUUCUUCCACAUGGCUUUUCAGGAAAGGCAAAUGCUCAUGCAAGAUGGGGCAUCAGAGGUAGCCAAGCCUUCCACCAAAGUCUUAGAGACCAAGGUCCAGUUGUCUCCCAGCACAGAACCUAGAAACCCAACUGAGGAGGAGAGCAGAGCCCCUGUAGCCCACAUGACUUCCCCAUUGGCCAGGGUGCAACCUGAAGGACCUGACUCCCCUGAAGAUCUGGCCUGCCCUUCUAGGGUCCCACUUCUCUGUACUCCCAAGGCCAGAGAUCCAGCUCUCAGCUCUCAUACGCGCUCCACGUGUGCCAUCCCAUUUCCUGGCACUGGUGCAGCCUGGGCAGACGCAGGGCCGAGACAGUUGGCAGAGUCCUUGGGCUUCUUUCCCUAGCCUGGGGCCACAGCCACACUGGCAUGCUCUGUGCCCAG
Alexandromys fortis (reed vole) is the source of this 1848-nucleotide messenger RNA. RefSeq names its product calcium binding protein 7 (gene Cabp7). Gene Ontology annotation, cellular component: trans-Golgi network membrane. The record is from RefSeq and is a predicted model, not a curated record. Gene Ontology annotation, molecular function: calcium ion binding. Lineage: Eukaryota; Metazoa; Chordata; Mammalia; Rodentia; Cricetidae. The transcript has 5 exons. The coding region runs from base 336 to 983 and encodes 215 amino acids.